Messenger RNA from Alnus glutinosa, 2126 nucleotides. Its product is annotated as serine/threonine-protein kinase PCRK1-like. Gene Ontology annotation, molecular function: protein kinase activity; ATP binding. Lineage: Eukaryota; Viridiplantae; Streptophyta; Magnoliopsida; Fagales; Betulaceae. The record is from RefSeq and is a predicted model, not a curated record. Gene Ontology annotation, biological process: protein phosphorylation. The coding region runs from base 350 to 1672 and encodes 440 amino acids. The transcript is spliced from 5 exons.
CUCUCUCUCUCUGAGCUGCCCCAACAGGAAUGGUUAUCAUUUUCAAAGACUUGAUAGACCCAUUCAUACCUGGAUUUGAAACUGGAACCGUCGAAUAAAUGAAGUUUUAAUUAAUACGUGUAAUAUAUAUUACAAUUUCAUAAGGUGGGUUUUUAAUUUUGGUUGGUAAGCUGACCUCCAGCUGCCGUGUGAGGACCUUGUAUUGAUCAGGGAACGAUUGAAUGCCCCUUCUUGCCAUGACCUUGUGAGGUCUUUUGGGCAGUGGACUUCUCUCAGAACAGGUCUUUUGAGACGCUGGACUGUUGGGUUUCUCUCAGAAUUGCCAAGGAAUGGGAAUCUGUUGAAAUAUAUGAGAUUAUUUUGUGGGAUCAUGUACUGGUGUAUUCAAGGAGCUAUGAAGUGUUUCACAUUCUCUAGUGGAGACAAGAAGAACGAACCGAAGAGCCCAAAGUCAAUAUCGGUUCAGUCCAAUUCUGCUUUUAUUGAGGGUGAAGUGAGGAGUUCCUGGCCUGAAUUAAAUUCUCAGAAUGCCUCAGACACUAGCACAGAGUCCUUAAGGAGGACCUCAUUUCCUAGUUUGUCUCAAAAACCCAGCAAUCUCAGAGUGUUUACAGUGUCCGAGCUGAAAUCAGCCACUAAAAAUUUCAGCCGCUCUGCUAUGAUUGGAGAGGGCGGGUUUGGGUGUGUUUAUAAGGGAUUGAUCAAGGGAGCAGAAGAUCCAUCUGUAAAGAUUGAAGUUGCAGUGAAACAACUUGGUAAAAGGGGAUUGCAGGGGCACAAGGAAUGGGUGACAGAAGUUAAUGUUCUUGGGGUGGUUGAGCAUCCUAACCUUGUCAAACUGGUGGGCUACUGUGCUGAGGAUGAUGAAAGAGGAAUCCAGCGACUUCUGAUAUAUCAAUAUAUGCCUAAUAGUAGUGUUGAACACCAUUUAUCCACUCGGUCAGAGACACCUCUUCCAUGGGCUGUGAGAUUGAGAAUAGCCCAAGAUGCUGCCCGUGGCUUAACAUACCUACAUGAAGAAAUGGAUUUUCAGAUCAUUUUCAGGGAUUUCAAAUCAUCUAAUAUCCUACUGGAUGAGCAGUGGAAUGCAAAGCUAUCAGACUUUGGAUUGGCUAGGUUGGGCCCAUCAGAAGGAUUAACCCAUGUCUCAACAGCGGUUGUAGGAACAUUGGGAUAUGCUGCUCCAGAAUAUAUUCGAACUGGACGUCUCACGUCUAAGAGUGACGUAUGGAGCUAUGGGGUUUUCCUGUAUGAACUCAUCACAGGUAGGCGCCCGUUAGACCGAAAUCGUCCCAAGAGUGAGCAGAAGCUCCUGGAAUGGGUAAAGCCAUUCCUAUCAGAUGUGAACAAAUUCCAGCAAAUAUUGGACCCGAGGCUUAAAGGGAAAUAUCCCCUGAAGUCAGCACAAAAGCUUGCAAUUGUAGCCAACCGAUGCUUGGUCAGACACCCAAAGAAUCGCCCGAAGAUGAGUGAGGUAUUGGAAAUGGUGAAUCGGAUUGUGGAGGCAUCAACGAAUUCUGGAAGUCCUCAACUACCCUUGAAGAGUUUGGAAGUGGUGGAAAAUUCUUCCGAUACUGAAGCCAAGAAUAAGAGAAGGAUUGUGGAUUUGAGAAAUGGAGAAAUUGGUUGGUUUACUCGGAUAUGGAAACCAAAACUCUUAAGGAUACGCUGAUUACAGUAUCUUUGAGCAAACUAACUGGGUUGUUCUUGGGUGAUCAGGUAAACUUGGAUGAGCUUCUUUGAGGUCUUAAGAUUCAUUAUGAAUAGACACGGAUAAUUACUUUCUGUUCAAUUCUGAUACAUGAUACCCCUUCCGAUUUUUUAACAUGGAUAUGUAAAAGGCCGCUCUCAUGUACCGGCAGGCUUCGGAGCUGUGGGAAGUUGUUACUUAAUCGGGGUAUUAUAAAUAGUAUAAAUAAGAAUAAGCUUCUAAGGUGGUGCUAAUUGCAGCGCCUCGGGCAAAAGAGGAUUAGGCUAGUUCUUUUUGGUGUUUAGAGAAGCCUGAAAGAGAUUGAGAAUUUCUUGCUGAAUCUGUAUGUAUAAACAGUGUAAUUCAAGUUCUGUAACCAUGUAAAUGUGUUUGUAUUGGAAACAUUUUUUUUCUAGUUUUACACCUUUUUCUAUUA